Molecule: messenger RNA, 2532 nt
Organism: Closterium sp. Naga37s-1
Lineage: Eukaryota; Viridiplantae; Streptophyta; Zygnematophyceae; Desmidiales; Closteriaceae
Source: the annotation of a GenBank genome assembly
AUGCUUUACUCAUACCAAUUCGUCGUCUUGUCAUCUUCCCUCAAUACCCAGCAGCUCAUUUCCUCCUCCUCGCUUUCCCCCGACUCGUGCUUCGCUCUUCAACCACUUCUUCCUCACAUUCAGCUACGGCGGAAUGUGCAGCCUAUGUGCGCCGCCAAGCACCCUCCUGCUCUUGAAGACCUCCCGGACCGGCUCCCCGACUUCUCGCCUCCAGAAGUGCCUGAGCUCACCGUCCCGCUUCUUCAUCAGGCCUUGCGGUCAGCCCCUCGAGGCACAGCUGCUGGUCCUUCUGGGUGUCUCAUUGAGCACCUUCGUGAUACCUUCCUCUCGUACCAGUCGCACCUGCCGCAUUUCCUCCGCCUGUUCCAGAAUUGGCUGCAAGGCGACCUCCCUCAAACUGUCCGACCUUUCUUCACCGCAUCUACUCUUGUCGCCCUUCAGAAGCCGCAAAGAGGCGUCCGCCCCAUUGCCAUCGGCGAGGUACUGCCGCGCUUGCUGUCUCGUUGCGUUACUCUUCACUUCAAGCAGCAGAUUAGGGAUUUCUUCCUUCCCUCCCUGCAGUUUGGGGUCACUGUCUCUGCAGGGAUCGAGGUUAUGGCCCACGCAGUCCAGUCAGCCCUCUCUCUCCACCCAGACUGGGUCGUGCUGGAAGUGGAUGUGGCCAAUGCUUUCAACUCGUUCAGUCGUUCCGCUAUGUUCAACGCUCUGCGAGACUCCCCGUUCUCCAGCCUCAUCCCUUUCUUCCGCCUCUUCUACCCCUCCCCCUCUCCACUCCAUUACCGCAGCGGCCCACUUAUCGAAACGCUUCAGUCAUCAUCAGGUGUUCGACAGGCACUUACAGCUCGUCUCAACAGCCUCGGCCUGCGGGUGCAACCAUCGAAAUGCUCCCUUUGGGCCCCUUUGGACCUCCCUUCAGACCUCACACCUCCACCGGACAUCACUGCCUCUCGCAUCCUUUCUCUCUGCGUCUCCGCUCGUCCCUCAUUCCUCCUCCGUACAGUUGCACCCUUCCCCGAGAUAGAAGAGCUCUAUACUGACUGGGACAACAGCUUGCUCGACCAUUUUGUUCGCCUCAUCGGCUCUGACUACUGGCCCCCUACAUUUGACCACACUGCCACAGCACAUCGACAGACAUGCCUUCCCAUUCGCCUUGGAGGGUUUGGCCUCCGAUCAUCAGCUGCAGCUGCUACUCUCAGUUACUUGUGCAGUUGGGCACAGACAGCUUCACUGCUCUCCUCAUGCUUCACCAUCAACGGCUCUCACAUUUUCCGCCCCUUUAUCACUUCAGACACCAUGGAUCGCCUUGACUCAUGCAUUCCUAAAGCCUUAUCCAAACUUCAUCCAUCCAUUCGACAGCACUUCCCCACUUGGCCUGCACUCCACGCUGGCUACCCACAGAAGCUGUAUUCCUACCUUUCACAACACCUUGACGCUGUCAUGCUCGAGCGCGUGCGAUCCACACGCCCCACACUGGUUCUCAUGAACAUCAUCCUGGUGGGGCUGCAGCUCUCCUUCGCCGCCCUGCUGCCCGCUGCCUGGCGCUACUCCCGCCCACCUGCGGGCGACAGCAGCAGCAGUGGGACUGGGAGCGGCAGCACAGUGGAAGGUGGCAGUAGCUACUCAACUGGUGGAUGUAGGCUGCUCAACUGGUGGGUGUUGGCUGCUCAACUGGUGGGUGUUGGCUGCUCAACUGGUGGGUGUUGGCUGCUCAACUGGUGGGUGUUGGCUGCUCAACUGGUGGGUGUUGGCUGCUCAACUGGUGGGUGUUGGCUGCUCAACUGGUGGGUGUUGGCUGCUCAACUGGCUGCUCAACUGGUGGGUGUUGGCUGCUCAACUGGUGGAUGUUGGCUGCUCAACUGGUGGGUGUUGGCUGCUCAACUGGUGGGUGUUGGCUGCUCAACUGGUGGGUGUUGGCUGCUCAACUGGUGGGUGUUGGCUGCUCAACUGGUGGGUGUUGGCUGCUCAACUGGUGGGUGUUGGCUGCUCAACUGGUGUGUGUUGACUGCUCAUGCAUUCACCCAUGUUAACCACUUGUGCAUUCCCCCAUGUUACCCACUCAUGCACGCACCCAUGUUACCCACUCAUGCACGCAUUCAUGUUACCCACUCAUGCUUUGACCCAUUUUACCCACUCAUGCAUCUUUAUUUCUCUCCCUUCCUUUCCUCCCCUUCUUUCCCUUUCCUCCUCUUCCCUACCCUUCCCCCCUUUCCUCCCAUCUUCUCCCAACCCUCCCCUUCAAUCCCGCCCUCUCCCUUCUUCCUCUCCCUCUUUUGCCUCCCCUUUUUCCUCUUUUUCCUCGCUGCACCAACCCGCACGCCUCUGUUGGCAUGGGAGGUGGGCACAGUGUCCGCCCACUCGCAGGCACGGCAGCUGCUAGCACCUGCUGGCAGCAGCCAUGGUGCUGCUGAUGCUCACAAUGAGUCUGGGGCCCAUGAUGCCCAGGAGGAUGCAAGCGGGUCAAGACGAGCGCACGGCAAGAGGCACAAGAAAAAGCGUCAGGGCAGCAAGAAAAACUUCAAGGGAAGGCGCUGA